CAUUGUGCUCGUCCGGAGCAUCUCUCUCUGUUCCUCUGCUUGCCUCGCUGUCUCUCUCUCUCUCUCUCUCCCUCUCUCUCUCUCUCUCUCUCUCUUCGUAAUUUGUUUCCCCUCUCCCACUCUCCCUCUCACUGGACUGAAUUGAAGUAUUCCUGCACAAAAUCAGUGAGAUGGGAAGAGCACCUUGUUGCUCUAAGGUGGGUUUACACAGAGGUCCAUGGACUGCUAGAGAAGAUACAUUGCUUAUCAAGUAUAUUGAAGCCCAUGGUGAAGGCCAUUGGAGAUCUCUGCCCAAAAAAGCAGGGCUCCUAAGAUGUGGAAAGAGUUGCAGACUAAGAUGGAUGAAUUAUCUAAGGCCUGACAUCAAGAGAGGGAACAUCGGCGCUGAUGAAGAAGACCUCAUUAUCAGACUCCACUCGCUUCUGGGCAACCGAUGGUCUCUUAUCGCAGGAAGGCUACCUGGUCGAACUGAUAACGAGAUCAAAAACUACUGGAACACCCAUCUCAGCAAAAGAUUUAAGAGCCAUGGAACCGAGUCGAAUGUCAAGAAGAGGGCACCACGACCCACCGACCGAGACCCCAAGAAGAGGGAGAAGAAGAGCAAUGGCAACGGCAACAAAAAGCAAAAGAAGAGCAGCAGCAGCAGAGGGAAUGAAGAUACAGCAGAGAUCAAGGUCCAUCUACCGAAGGCCAUCAGGAUCACCUCACUCCCCAUCUCAAGGAACAACAGUUUCGAGUACAACAGUGUGUUAAGCGGGUCGCCUGCCAGCCAACAGGGAGGAGUUGAUACAGAAACAGAAGAUUUACAGGUUCCAUGGUCAUCAGAAAUAAAGGACGCCGGGGGUGAAGGUGAUUGCAGUGGUGUAGUUAUUAAUGCUGGGGAUGAAGAUCAUGAUCAUGAAGGUGUGAAUGAGUGUGAAUCUCAGAUACCCAAGGAUAACAUGUUAGAGAAGCUGUAUAAGGAGUACCUGCAACUACUCAAUCCAGAGGAGGAUCAAGCGCAGUUGGAUUCCUUUGCGGAAUCUUUAUGGGCCUAAUGAUAAUGAGUUGAAUGGGUCCAGCUGGUUGGGAAUUUUCAAAAAUAAAACAGAUUGUACAACACAGAGUUGAGUUGAAUCGACGACUUUUUCUUACCAACCUCAACCCCCAACCAUCACAGCAAUAAUUCACGUGCUUACCUUCCUGCCUUGAUGGUGUUCAGCAAUCAGCAUAGAUACAUGUAACUAGUUGAACAGUAGAUCGAUGCUUAAUUAUUUAUAAUAUAGCUACAGUUCAGUCUAGUCUUAGUGCGCGGGGGGUGUGUGUGUGGUCACUGGUCAUACGCAAUUCACGCAUAGAGAUGGACAAUGUGGUGGGAACCAUAUUCCGAUAGAUGGAGACCCUUGAUUUAAGAAUUAGAAUGCAUCAUGAUCAUAGCAACACUGGACAAUGGUGGUCACGUGCUAUUUAAUAUGUGCAUUAUAUGGGUGUCCAUGUCUCUGUUGUAUCAUCUAUCAACAUGUAUGUAUGUAUGUGCGAAUGUGUGCUUGUGUGUGGAUUGACGGUGCCUAGCUCACUUUCUUUGUCCAGCAAAACAAUAAAGAGUAUGAAUGUUUAGUCGGUCA
Molecule: messenger RNA, 1604 nt
Organism: Nelumbo nucifera (sacred lotus)
Lineage: Eukaryota; Viridiplantae; Streptophyta; Magnoliopsida; Proteales; Nelumbonaceae
Source: RefSeq, a predicted model, not a curated record